GUAUGUUGUGCGAGGUGGACAGAAGCUACAUCGAGGAUGGGUUCAACCUGUACGGCCUGCGGCACCACUUCGCCAAUUUCCAGGGCUGCCUGGACAUCAUCCUGGACCGAACUGCUGCGGAUGAACCCCAAGACCCGGUGGUGGCUCAGUCGGCCUUCAUGCUCUACGGCAUGAUUCACGCUCGCUUCAUCGUCACCGCAAGGGGCCUCGAAGCGAUGUACAAGAAGUACCGCCUGGCAGAGUUCGGGAGAUGUCCAAGGACCAUGUGCAAGAACCAACCGGUUGUGCCGGUGGGCAUUUUCGACGAACCGAAGAAGGAGGCGGUGAAACUCUACUGCCCGCGGUGCUGCGACGUUUACAACACCGUCAGUCCCUACGGUGGUGAACCGUUGGAUGGCGCAUUCUUCGGCACCUCCUUUGCACACCUGUUCUUCAUCACGUUCGACAGGCUCGUGCCGGACCCUGCUAGGUCUAGCUACACCCCCCUCAUCUUCGGGUUCAAGAUUCACAAAGGCACCGCAACAUCAGCCGGGGGGGGUGCGGGGAGCGGGAUCACUACCACAGCGGGGGGCGCAGCGGGAUCGGCGUCUUUCGCGGGGUCGGGAGCUAACGCAAGUGGCGCUCCCGCGGGGGGCGCUGCAGCCGGGGGCGGCGGCGGCAGCACGGGGGGGAAGGGGGUGUUGUGGGCCGGCGGUGGCGGCGCGGGGGCCGGGGAAGGUUCCGCGGGCUCCGCGGUCAUGAGCGGCAAGGACGGGCGGGAGGGGGCAGCCGGCGGCGGUGACAACAAGCGACGCCAGCAGGAGAGGGAGUCCCGCGCGGACGGGGCGGCGGAGACGGCGGGGCAGGAGGGCUGGGGCGGCUCCUCGUGCGGGAAGGGCACGCGGCAAGGGGACGGGGAGAGCAGCAGGGGGAGGGCGGGAGACGGUAGCCAGGACGACUCUGUAACAAGCCGAGGGACAGUGACCGGUGGAGCCGGCGGCGGGAACACCUCCAACAACGGUACUACCGGCUCGCGGGCGGAGAGAUCCAAGUCUCCUGGCGGCGGCGGCAGCAGCGGUCGUCCCCCCGGCUCUUCGGCCCAACAGCCCGGCGACGGAGGGCGCGGCGGGGCGAGCGAUCGGGCCCAGUCGGAGCAGCAACAGCAGCAACAACAACAACAACGAGGCGGUUUUCCCGGGGAGGCGUGCUCGGGACCGGCGGUGGUGCCCGAUGGGAACAGCUGCGGAGAUAAGGAAGGGGUCGGGGAAGAGGAAAGGGGGCGGCGCCGGGCCGGGAGCGGAGGCCUGGCUACCCUGGCGGAGGCGGCCACGAAAAGCGAGGACGGCGGGGAUGGGCAGAGAGCAACAAGCCCGCGCAGCGGUGGCGGCAGCAGCGGCGGUGGCGGCGGCGGCGGCGGUGGCAGCGUUGGGGCGGAGGAGAGAUUGGCGGAGGAGGAGGCGGUGGUGGCGGCGAUGCCGGUCGUGGAGCGUAGAACGGGGUCGAAGGAGAUGGCUCCGGUCGUGAAGGCCGAAGCUGGGGCUGGGGCUGGGGCUGGGGAUGGAGGCGGCGGCGGCGGGUCCACCGCUGGCGCGGGCGGAAGCGGUGGCGGCGCUGGCCGGGAGACAAAACGCAUGAGGGUUUCGUGAUGAGAGACGCGUCUGCCUCUGUGGGGAUGGCUUGAGGCGUCCUUUUCACCGGCGGUGCCCUUGUUUCAAGGGUUUUCUCGGCGAUAAGCUUCAUGGGGGCGGUCGUGAAAUGUACUACGGCAAGGACGCUCCGCAGCACAUAGGGGGGGGGUAUUUGCUCCACAAGGGGGUUCGACUUCCACCCGUGUCCUGGCAGGCCAUAGCUCGUAGAGUGUGGUACUCGUUUCCAAUAGUCAUCGGCUACCUCCGCCCAAUGUGUUUUUUUUGUGUUGUUGGCCUUUGUCGGCAAAUAUGCCAGAAGAUAAAGCCGCUCCCUCCAAAAACACGCCUCUGUUGAGACCUCUGUCGAGUACAGGAGAGGAGGAACUCUGGCAUUUGGCUUGCCAGGACCCAUGUAAGGCCGGCAUUUUAAGUCCGACGUUUUCCUAGGCGAAGAGUCACUGUCGGAGCAAAGCGAUCGGUGCCUCGACCGAUUAGAUUAGGCAUCUCGACAACGACUGCUCUCGGUCGACUCUCCCGCGCGCUUCCGAGCGAUCAGGCGUGGUUUAGGCGUGCCUUUCGAGUCUAAUGGGAAACAGUCGUGAGCAAUAUCAAUAUUUUACAAGCAAUGCAUUGGGGGUUCCGGUGAGAUCCACGGUGGUCUUCCUUGCGCGGGGUCUGCCUCUUGUCUGGGUGUGUUUGGAGCUUUCGAACGCGUAACAUGCAGACUGCCGAGGAACACCGGCCGGGUAGCAUACGUCGGGUAGGUCGUGUACCGGACAAGCGUUGCUGCGCUUCCUCUCUUGCAAUGUCCUGCCGGAAUUAUUUCUUAUUUUGGUCGAGCCAUGUAUAUGAUCUUGGCGGGUGUUGGUAGCGGCCCGAUAGCGUGUACUUAUUGCAUGAGGCUGCACGUGUCGUGCGUGCAGAGAUGCCGCUCAUUUGUCGAAAAACAGAACAAAGUUCUAAACGGGUAACUAGUUAUCCGUGGACGUCAUGAAGAGCAUAUUUUACAGUCAUGACGCGCGUGUUGCCGUCCGUUUUUGGUGUUUCAGUGAAGAAGGCUGUUCCUGUGGCACACGAAUGGCUUCUCGAUACCGAUCUCAAUUUUGCACAACAUCGCAGCGUCCUAACUACUGCAUUGUGAUUUUCCUCGGUCUUCCCUUUGGUGCGCUGAUGCCUGUCCUCAAAAGCGGUCCACGCGCGUGUGUGUGUGAACCGAACGAGAGGGUUGUGGCACAUUGUUUGGAGGAAGGAGCCCGCGAUUGUACGCUCCUAAAUUGUGCACGAUGGGCGUCGUCCCGUGCUUGGGGGAAGUGAGCGGAGACGGGUAAAGCUAAAAAGCGAAUGGACGCGGGAGCAUACAGGCGCGCCGUCAGCGGCGGCGGCGCCUGGAACUUUACGUAGCGGUAGUCUGGAAGCGCAGCAGGGCAUAAAAAAGUACCUAGGUUCGAAAUGUUGCUAUUUAGCACCAACUGGUUGUUUUCGCCAAAGGAUGUUGCUAUGUUGUCCUAUUUAAUAAUACAUUUUGUGGAAUAGGAAGGGCUUCUCGCCUGCCUGUCUGCCUAUCUGCCUGUUGCUUCCUGUGGACUGCGGUUGCAGCUUGUAGAUCUCGCUGUUGAGUAGUGAUACUGCUGCCCACUUCGGAUUGUGCCAAAGGCACUCAUUCCCCCGGCCAACCCCUGAGGACCAUGCAACGCCGAUGAAGGCCACGUUUUAUGGUUCGGAGGGCGCGUAGGAGUGAACACGAGAUUGCCGGUCUGCAUACGAACUGUUUUAAGCCAGAGAGACAGCAGUUAGAGCGAGAGAGACAAAAUACAACGCUGGGGGUGGUGUGACGCGAGGAGGGUUGAUUGCUGUCUGCGUAUGAUACAUGUUAUUACCGUUGGGGUGUUCUUUGCCGUCCAACUUGUUCUCCUGGCGUCAGUUUUACACCACCCUUCGGCAUAUACUUGGACGCCCCAGAGGGGGUCAAUCACUCUUCGAGGACACAUCACACAAAAAUGUUUGUUUGUCCCGACUGGUGUCCCGUGAACACCUAUCUCUGAAUGUCCAUGAAGUCAAAUAGGCUGGCCACACACGACGAAGAUGGACGACGUAACAUGCAUGUGUCGCUGUUCUGCAAUAAUUCUGUAGGACGAGUAUACGGUAAGCGAUAUUGUGAUCGCCAGAGGGUCCAGCGCGAUAGAAAAUGAAAACCAAUACAUUU
This is a messenger RNA of Ectocarpus siliculosus, 3810 nucleotides long. The record is from the annotation of a GenBank genome assembly. Lineage: Eukaryota; Phaeophyceae; Ectocarpales; Ectocarpaceae.